GGAAUAAUAGUUGGAAGAUUCUUAAUUAAAAAAGAACUUGUGUUACUACAGGUACCAAGAUCAUUAAAUAAACACGCCUUUCUAGGUUAUUUAAUUGCACGUUUCACACACUUAGUUUAUUAUGAUGAUUUUAUUUGUCCUUCUAUACUAUUACUUUUAUAACCCUCAUCUGAAUAUCAACUGGGACGGGAAGCCCAACUCCACAGGACUUUGAAGCAUUCCCACAAGCAGGCUAAUUCCAGGAAAGCCACACUAAUUCCCAUUCGCACCAAAAUCUUCUUCCAGUUUCCUUAUAACGUCCAGAUGGGAAGUUUUCCACACGGAAUUUCCCUGUUUGGAGAAAGCAUUUAAGUCCCCCGACGUUCUCAACUGCGCCAGUUGCUCGACGCGCAGGGCACACUGACGGAUGCGGAUGCGCACGUCCCCGCAAUGCCGGUGCCUGACCAGCCAGCCGAGCAGGAGAAGGGGGCCAUGGUUCCUCCUGUGAUGCCUGGCUCCAAUGGAGAUAGAUCUGAAGCGGAGACAACUUCCUCCAUCCUCGCCUCUGUAAAAGAACAGGAGCUUCAGUUUGAACGUCUCACAAGAGAACUUGAAGCUGAGCGUCAGAUUGUUGCCACCCAGCUGGAGAGAUGCAAGCUGGGAUCAGAAGCAGGAAGCAUGAGCAGCAUCAGUUCAACAGAUGACCAAUUUCGCUGGAACUCUCAAGCAGAUGGACAGAAGGAUAUCGAGGAUGAGCUGACCACAGGUUUGGAGCUGGUGGACUCCUGCAUUCGUUCCCUUCAGGAAUCAGGAAUACUCGACAGCGGAGAACGACCGGCUCUCCUUUCCCAGAGUUCCUUGCAGCUCAACUCCACCCCGGAGGCUUCGCUUCAGUACUCUGCCAGCUACCAUAGCAACCAGACCCUCGCCCUUAGCGACAGCAUCUCUGCAGCAACUCAUCAGCGCAGCGGGCAGGUUGGAGGAGCCGUGCACAGCUACAAUCAGGUGACGUCCAAUCGUGCAGCCCAGCAGCAACCAUCACAAACUGGGGCAGGGUCAGGUAUCUACUACUCCAGCUCCACCUUACCCUCCCAGCGGGUCAGUUCCCCUCUAACUGGAAGAGGAGGCUCUGGAUCUAGUUCCCCCAGUAAACUCCAGCGUCUGGGAUCAGCCUCGGACGCACCGGGGCACUCCACAACGCAGCGUCUGCCGUCCUCCUCGUCAUCCUCCCCCAGCAAACAGUCCUCUGUAAAUCGACUUGCUAAGUCUUUCAGCACUACAGUUGCUGUGACAACAGCUGGAGGGGGUGGGUCCCCCUUAAGGGUAGCAUCUCCACCAAACUCAUCAGCAACAGGAGGGGGGGGCAGUGCAUCUUCGUCCCCACUCCAUCAGAUGAGUUCAGGCAUAGGGAGCUAUGCUACUCUGUCUCCCAAACGUCUGGCAGCUCACCACGCGUCUGACCAGUACAAGAUCUCCCACGAGCUCUACGCUACUGCCACACUGCAGAGACCCGGAAGUCUGGCAGGUUCACGUGGUUCCUAUAGUAGUCAGCAUAGUCAAGAGCCCCUUCGUCCCUUGGGGUCCCCAGAGCACCACAUAGAUCCCAUUUAUGAGGAACGGGUGUACCACAACAAGGGCACCAUGAGGAGCCUCAGUCAGAGCCAGGGACCUGACUCUGGGCCUUUUAGGAACAACACAGCACCCUCCUCCCCUGGUGUUGACUCCGCCCCUUUGCAGCGCACAGGAAGUCACGGCACAGGGACAGGAAGCUACAGCCGUGGAGGGACCAACAACUAUGCCACCGUGGGGCCGGGCUACACCUCCAGUGGAAGUGGCGGAAGUGGAGAUGUGUAUGGCUCGGACCCUUAUGUGGCAGACCCCUACCGCACCCUGCAGUACUGCCCAUCGGUGGUGGAGUCUCCGUACAGCAAGUCCGGUCCAGCCCUGCCGCCUGAAGGCAGCCUUCAGCGUUCACCCUCCAUUGACUCGAUUCAAAAAGACCCCAGAGAGUUUGGGUGGAGAGAUCCAGAGCUACCAGAGGUGAUCCAGAUGUUGCAGCACCAGUUCCCAUCGGUGCAGUCCAAUGCAGCAGCCUACCUACAGCAUCUCUGCUUUGGAGACAACAAGAUCAAAGCCGAGAUUCGUAGACAAGGAGGCAUCCAGCUGCUGGUGGAUCUUCUGGACCACAGGAUGACCGAGGUCCAUCGCAGUGCCUGUGGGGCUUUGAGGAAUUUGGUGUAUGGCAAAGCCAAUGAUGAGAACAAAGUGACCCUGAAGAACUGCGGGGGGAUUCCUGCUUUGGUUCGUCUGCUAAGAAAGACAGGAGAUGUUGAGAUAAAGGAGCUGGUCACAGGUGUACUUUGGAAUCUCUCGUCCUGUGAUGCACUGAAGAUGCCAAUCAUCCAGGACGCACUGGCCGUUUUGACCAAUAGCGUCAUCAUACCGCACUCCAACUGGGACUCCUCCCCCAAUCACCACGAUGACCGCAAGCUCCACCUUCAUACCUCCCAGGUGCUGCGCAACGCUACCGGCUGUCUCAGGAAUGUAAGCUCAGCAGGUGAGGAGGCAAGACGAAGAAUGAGGGAGUGUGACGGCCUGACGGAUGCUCUGCUCUUCGUUAUCCAGACCUCUCUAGGCAGCAGUGAGAUCGACAGCAAGACUGUGGAGAACUGCGUCUGCAUUCUAAGAAAUCUGUCAUAUCGUCUGGCUGCCGAGACGUCCCACGGCCAGCAGGGAGGUUUGGAGGAGCUGGAUGGCCUGCUUUGUGACGCCAAUGGCCACGAGGGAGAAAGCUCUGGCUGCUGGGGCAAGAAGAAGAAGAAAAAGAAGGGAGUUGACCAGUGGGAUGGUGUGGGGCCCUUUCCAGAUACACCUGAGCCCCCCAAAGGGGUUCAAAUGUUGUGGCACCCCACUAUUGUCAAGCCCUACCUCACCCUGCUUUCUGAGUGCUCGAAUCCCGACACCCUAGAGGGCGCGGCCGGGGCUCUGCAGAACCUGGCUGCAGGCAGCUGGAAGUGGUCAGUAUACAUCCGAGCUGCCGUCCGCAAGGAGAAAGGCCUCCCCAUCCUGGUUGAGCUGCUGAGGAUAGACAAUGACAAAGUGGUGUGUGCUGUCGCCACGGCUCUCAGAAACAUGGCUCUGGACAUCAGGAACAAGGAGCUUAUUGGUAAAUAUGCCAUGAGGGAUUUAAUCCAUCGACUACCAGGUGGUAGCAGCAGCACCAAUAAUAAUGCCACCAGCAUAGGAACCUCUGGGACCACUGGCUCUGUCUGCAAGACCAUGUCAGACGACACAGUAACUGCCAUCUGCUGCGCACUGCAUGAAGUCAUCACCAAGAAUAUGGAAAAUGCAAAAGGCCUACGAGACGCCGGUGGCAUUGAAAAGCUCAUCGGGAUCGCCCGCAGCAAAGGAGACAAACACUCGGCGAAGGUGGUAAAAGCAGCCUCUCAAGUCCUCAGCAGCAUGUGGCAGUACAGAGACCUGCGCUCGCUCUACAAAAAGGACGGUUACUCCCAGCAUCACUUUGUGGGCUCCGCUUCAACAAUAGAGAGAGACAGACAGAGGCCCUACUCCUCUUCAAGAACUCCUUCCGUUUCUCCCGUCAGGACCUCCCCAAACAAUCGCUCUGCAAGCGCUCCAGCCUCCCCCAGAGAGAUGAUGAGUCUGAAGGAACGCAAGAUGGACUAUGAUUCCACGGCAACCAACGCUGGUUUCCAUGGCAACAAAGGAGAGCAUGCAUCCCGGAAAGACGGCAUGGCAGUUCAAGUAUCUUGCGGAACAUCUACAUUGUUCCGCAACUCUUACUUGACCACCAGCGAUGAUAUCAAGCAAAACCAGAUUCCGGCCCAGCCCUGCAUCGUGCCCCCUCAGCCCCAGCAGGACAGCCCGUCAGCAGCUGUGCUAAAAGACUACGACUCCUACCCUCCCCCUCCUUCCUUCCCCCAGCCUCAACCGCCACAGCCUCCACCUCACAGCCAGAGCCGGAGCUUCGACGAGGCCUACUACGAGGACCAGGGCCCAUCGCCUCCACCGUCCCAGCCACCAGUCCCGCCUCAAGCCCAGCCUCAGGCCCAGCCCCAGCAGCCUCCCAACUCCACUGGGCCACCCCGGGACCCGCGGGAAGAUCUGCGGAUGCAUCUGGGCCUCAAGUCCACCGGCAACUAUGUAGACUUCUACUCGGCCUCUCGGCCGUACAGCGAACUGAACUACGAGACCAGCCACUACCCAGCCUCACCUGAUUCCUGGGUCUAGUGCGAGAUGGGCGUUGGGGCCAAGUGGAUGACUGCAAUUUUUUGUGUGAAAGGGAUUAUUUUUGCAGGAGCUUAAGUGGCUACAUAUGGCAACUUGGAAAAAAAAGAGACAUCGAUGCCAAAUCUUUUGGCGGGAAAUUUGUGUUUGUUUUUUGCCAACAAUCAAGACAGAGCCAGAUGGGGUUAAAAAUGAUGUCAGAUGGUAUGAUAAAGAGAGACCGUGCAUGUGCAUGCAGACAUUUUUCUUUAUUUCAGAACACUUUUUUUUUUUCCUUUCAAGUUGGCUCCAUUCCAUCCCUUAGUGGAGCUAGUAGAAGCUGAUACGAAGGAGUGUCCAAGACGGGGUGCUCUAUGAAUAAGAAUGAAAAUAUAAAAAGAAUGAGAGUGUAUGCAAAUGCACCGGGGAAAAGAAAAAAGAUAAGAUGAAGAAAUAAAGGGGAGCUGGAGAGGCUCUCACCCUGUAGGAGCUGGAAUUGGCCUGACCUUCUCUUGUCAACAGAGAAAAGGAGAUGCUACUGAACAAGAUGAUAUGAGGUUCUUGAGAAGUUCAGAAAGAAUAAAAGCACAAUGAAAGAUGAAAGCACACCAGGCACAAGGUGAGAAGUGGAUGUUUACCAUUUCACCAAAGCGACAAACGUAGCACUGGUUUCUAUCCGACAUGUUUUUGUUGCCACGGUCUUGGCUUCAAGGUGUGUUGUCAGUGAAUGUUUAAAUUUAAGAUACUUUUUUUGGUCGUCAUUCAUUAACAUUUUUUAUUUGUAUUUUUCUACAUUUUCACUUAACAAAAGCUUUUUUUAUUAGUUUCUGUGUAGAUAAAAGGUGAAACAGUGUCUAUAUUAUAAUCCUUUCAUUUUUUAAUGACGGAAUCUAUAAAAGAAUCAAAACUAAAGGAAAUGUGAACAUGAGCCUUAGAUGAAACAAACAUCGUAAGGCUGGAUGCUUUUUUUCACUUUUCAGCUUGACGGGAAACCCUGCAGUAUUUGAUUUUUUUUUUUUGUUUGUUUUUCCAUCAGGUGAAUUUCAAAGUGGACAUUAUUAGAUGAAAAGCUAUUGGCAGGACAGCAUUGUAUCUGAAUACCGGUGCUUUUUCACUGCCUGAAGAGUCUUUUCUUGAAGCGCACUGUCUUUGGAAACGGUCACCUGAUUGACUUUCGUAGGUUGGUUAUGUUUGACAGUGUCCACAUCCAGUGGUUUGUCAUCAUUUUUUUCAGUCCAAAGGCUGGUCUGUCAUGCCAUGAAUAUUGUACAUGUCAUUGUACAGUAGAGAUAAAGAAAAGAGUGAGGUGACAUUGUGCCAAACUUCGAAACAUCAAGCACCAGUCCUACAGGACACUUUUAGAACGUUCUGUCGAAGUUUACAGACUAUGACUCCUUCUGCUGUAACUUUUAUUUUCUUGUGUGUUAAUCAGGUGAAGCCGUACAAAUUAUUGCCGGGGGGGUCAUGGGUAACUUCUUGCCCCAUACAUGUACAGACCUGCCUCCAUGUGUUGGCCGAGCAUGUGUGAACGCGUGCGUGUGGACACUUGUGUGUUUGUGUGUAGGUGCAUGUGUGUGGGAGAGUGCGUAAGUGUGCACAUAUAAACCAGAGCGAGUGUAUCUAUGCAUGCAUGUGUGUAAUUGUGUGCGUGUGCUUCCGUGCGUGUGCGUGCGUGAGCAUUCCUGUGUAAACCAAUGUCCAAACAAGGCAUUCCUACUGACAGUUUGUCUGAUUUUACAACAUAAAAAAGGUAAAAAUCACUAGAAUGAAAUGUUGAUAUAGAAUGGCAAAGCUAUAAAUACAUGAAUAUAGAUAUAAAUAUAAUUAUACAUAUGUAUAUAUAUAUAAUUUUUAUGUGCUGAUGUCAAUGUCACUAAAUGCAACAAAAAUGUUCACAGAGAAAAAAAAACGUGCUGUACAACAACAGGACUCAGUUGAUUCGAGCAUCGAUGCUGUUGAUCAGAACCCCCUGCCGACCCCCCAACCACUGUCCAAACAAAACAGAAAUCCCCUCCCCGAAAGUGCUCAGGCUCUGGUGCGAGUUGUGCGUUAUUGUGUGUCCAUGCUUCUUAGAUGAGCCCGCUGAGAGAGGAGCGUACUUGAACACAAGAAAAAAUAAAGACAAAAAUAAAAGACUCUUUGCAAUCAAA
Oryzias melastigma (Indian medaka) is the source of this 6356-nucleotide messenger RNA. RefSeq names its product catenin (cadherin-associated protein), delta 2a (gene ctnnd2a). Gene Ontology annotation, molecular function: cadherin binding. Gene Ontology annotation, cellular component: plasma membrane; cytoplasm; postsynaptic density. Gene Ontology annotation, biological process: dendritic spine morphogenesis; cell-cell junction assembly; cell-cell adhesion. Bases 430 to 4230 code for a protein of 1266 amino acids. The record is from RefSeq and is a predicted model, not a curated record. NCBI's taxonomy places the organism in Eukaryota, Metazoa, Chordata, Actinopteri, Beloniformes, Adrianichthyidae. The transcript is spliced from 25 exons.